CGUAACGUCCUUGUCAAAGCGAAGAAGUUGCUUCUUAAAUUCCAAAAGGUGUUGGAGCAAGAGAAGAGUUGCAAAGAAAAAGGUGUGUGCCCAAUGUGCAGAGAGUUGGCGAAUAAAGUGAAAGAGUUGAUGAUAAAGAAGGAAGAAGAUGGCGUGAUUUUAAAGCAGCUCACCAAGAUCUGUAAAACAAAGGUUCCAAACAAACAAGCGAACUGCUUGGAAAUAGCGAUGAAGCUUUCUGAAGAAGCGAUGAAAGUGAAAGAUGCGACUUUUUUGAACACAGAAAACAUGUGUAGAAAGGCUGGUGCGUGUCGGUUGUAA
This is a messenger RNA of Entamoeba invadens IP1, 321 nucleotides long. Its product is annotated as chromosome partition protein, putative. The annotation marks the transcript as partial. Lineage: Eukaryota; Evosea; Mastigamoebida; Endamoebidae. The record is from RefSeq and is a predicted model, not a curated record. The transcript has a single exon.